Molecule: messenger RNA, 2172 nt
Organism: Cygnus atratus (black swan)
Lineage: Eukaryota; Metazoa; Chordata; Aves; Anseriformes; Anatidae
Gene: DOK7
Product: docking protein 7
Exons: 12
Coding region: 52-2172 (706 amino acids)
Biological process (GO): positive regulation of protein tyrosine kinase activity; neuromuscular junction development
Molecular function (GO): protein kinase binding
Source: RefSeq, a predicted model, not a curated record
GCGGGGAGGGAGCAGCCAGCCGGGCGCAGCUGUCCGGAAUCAUGACUGAAGAUGACGGAUUCCGCGGUGGUGGAGGGUCACGUCAAGUUGAGAGAUGGAAAAAAGUGGAAGAGUAGGUGGCUGGUGCUGCGCAAGCCCUCCCCGGUGGCAGUUUUACUUCUUUUAGACUGUUUGCUCAUGCUGGUGUACAAGGAUAAAUCUGAGCGAGCGAAAGGGCAUAAGGAGAGGAGCAGCGUGACCUUAGAAGACAUCUGUGGCUUGGAUCCUGGGCUCUCCUAUGAGGGCUUGAAUCACACGCUUGCAAUCAUCUGCCUCUCUCAAGUUGUGAUGCUGGGAUUUGAGAACAAGGAAACAAUGUAUGCGUGGGAUGUACGAAUCCGCUACAGUCUGGGGGAAGUUCAUAGAUUUCAAGUUUUUGUAGCACCUGGCACUAAACUCGAGAGUGGGCCUGCUACCCUGCACUUCUGCAAUGACAUCCUCGUCCUUGCCAAAGACCUUCCUCCUAGCGUCAUGGGGCAAUGGAAACUCUCAGACCUGCGCCGAUACGGAGCUGUCCCAAAUGGAUUCAUCUUUGAAGGGGGUACCAGGUGCGGCUUCUGGGCCGGUGUUUUUUUCCUUUCUUGUGCUGAAGGGGAGCAGAUCAGCUUUCUGUUCGACUGUAUCGUCCGUGGCAUCUCCCCGACGAAAGGCCCUUUUGGUUUGCGUCCAGUCCUACCAGAUCCAAGUACAAAUCCAGCCUAUUCAGAAGAAAGAUUGGCUCAUGAAGCUUUGCAAUUAGAGAAGCGCUUGAGCUUGCUGUCCCAUACAAGUCGCCAGGGCAGUGGAGGAGAUGAUAGGAGUCUUUCAAGCUCGUCUUCAGAUACCAGCCACUCGGAUGUUAGUGUUGGGAGCAGAUUGACAAUUUGGCCUGAACAGUCUUCAGCCAGCACCUCGCAAGAGAGUCAUGGACUGGCAGCUGCAAAGGGCAUUCAUCUUGGGGAAGAAAAGACCCUUCCAGAAGGGGCACGUGGCAUCACAAAACCACCUCCAAAGCCCCUCCGAUCCAGACAGCUACAGGAAAUAGGUCGUCAGAGUUCUUCUGACAGCGGAAUUGCUACUGGUAGUCACUCCUCUUACUCUGGAAGCUUCUCUUCCUAUGCUGGGAGCUUGGACAUUUGCCACGGUGAUGAGUUUGGAUCGUUGCUAAGUCUGCCAUUGAACUUUCCUUCAGAUCAGAAUUUAUGUACUUGUCCUCACAGUGAGCCCCAGAGAGGUGCGGGAUCAGAGUAUCAGAUUCCCAGCUCUCUCAGACAUAUUUAUGACACACCCAGGAGUUUGUUACAGGCAGCUGCUAAAGAUGUGCAACCGAAGAGUGCAGAUUCCACGCUACCCAAGGACCAGACCCUGCCACCUCAUGGUGCUAGUGACCCGAAACUGCUACUACCACGCCUAGAAGCACAGAGGGUGCCUGAGCACAGCCAGGACCGAGGGAGGCCUUCAUCCUUACUCCCAGAAAGCACCAAGGACUCAAGUGAUGAGACACAUGUGGAUUUUGUUUCGAGGUGGUCAGAUACAAAGCCACAAGGACAGGUGUCAGACUCCAAAAGUAGUGAGUUGGCACCACCUAGUGGAGUCUCAGCUGACCCCUAUGACACUUGUAGCCCCCACCUUGGGAUGACAAGAGCUCUUUUUUCCGCUUGUCCAAUCUGUGGUGGACUAAAGGGAUCAGCAAUAUUACAGUCUGGAGUCUUACCAGCUAUACCAGGUGCUUCUUCUGUCAUGGCAGCUUCUGGGUCUCUGAAACUACAUAAAGGGCACAGUCUCCAAGCUGGUGCUAAAGGUGGUUAUGAGAUGCUGACACUUCCUUCAGAACCUGGCACUCCUACUAGCCCUGAGGAACCUGAAGGGGCAGUAGGUUAUUCAGCUGAUGUCCCUGUGUCAGAUCGACCCCACAGCGAGACAGCCACCUAUGUUAAUAUUCCUGUCAGUCCGACUUCCAAAAAACAACUUCAUUACAUGGAACUGGAACUUCAAGAACCUACUACAAGCAUAAGAGGGAGUGGAUCAUCCCGAUAUGCGCAGAUUGACAUCACGGCCACCGAGACAGCCCACAAAGUGGGAACACAGCACGCGCAGUGCAGGGAGGAACGCUUGCAGGAGCUGGAGCAAAAGAAGAAAGGGGCUCAGCAGUGA